Messenger RNA from Vollenhovia emeryi, 1542 nucleotides. RefSeq lists its product as uncharacterized. The transcript is spliced from 2 exons. The record is from RefSeq and is a predicted model, not a curated record. Lineage: Eukaryota; Metazoa; Arthropoda; Insecta; Hymenoptera; Formicidae. Bases 444 to 1202 code for a protein of 252 amino acids.
UUCGCCAUUUAGACGCGGCGGGAGGAAAUACGGACCGAUCUGAAAAUUUAAAACGAAAAUCUUUAGUCCCAUUAGUUUAAAAAAAUUGUUUUAUUUGUACACUUACCACUUGAUUCCCGAUUAUUCCAGCCCAAACAUUAAUGGACCAGCGAUAUUGGAACGCGCACUCACGAACGACGCGAGGAUUUUCUUCACUCCAGUAUAAAUAGUUUCUAGAGUUGAAUAUACCGUUUGGGGUGAACGUUGAUUCAUCGGUCCAUAAAAUAAUGUCCGGGAAAAGUAAAUUACCUCGACAUUGCGCGAGGAAUCCUGCAUGUAAUUCACCGACAAUUAAAUUACUGUACAUUUAUCAAAGUGCCGUAAAUAUUAAAUAAUAGCAGACCUUCACAAAAAUUGAUCCGUUGUUGAAAGUCUCUCGGCAAAAGUUGUUGCACACGCUGGUAAUGGAACGGAUGCAAUCUAUUCUUUCGCAAAGUCUGAUGCACCGCGAACCUGGAAAGUCCCAGUUCGUGAGCCGCACGACGCACGCUGGUUCCGGGGUUUUCAUAAAACAUGUCCAGUACUCUCCCUUCGUCUGGAACACCACGACGCACUGGUACAUCUUUCGUCUUAUGCACGAGACACCCUGUUUCACGCAAUCGUUGCACAACGCGAAAAAUCGUAUCCUUAGUCGGAUGUGCACGCUCGGGAAAUCGUUCCGCAUAGAUUCGAAUAGCGCGGGGAAACUUUCAGAAAAACAGCUGAAAGCUUCCCCGCGAUAUUUUCUUGUUUCCGAAUGUCAAUUGUUUCUUCCUGAGCUCGUGAACACGAUCGUCAAGAGCUUAGUCGCGUACGAAUCUCGACUCGUAUUGUGCUGGACAGCGACAAUGCGAUUUACUACAGAAGAGUAUACCGACAUGAUAGUGGCCUACGGGCUAGCGGGCGAAAGUAAGCUUGCCGCGGCUCGAAUGGUGUUCCAGACGAAGAGAGAGUACUGGACAUGUUUUAUGAAAACCCCGGAACCAGCGUGCGUCGUGCGGCUCACGAACUGGGACUUUCCAGGUUCGCGGUGCAUCAGACUUUGCGAAAGAAUAGAUUGCAUCCGUUCCAUUACCAGCGUGUGCAACAACUUUUGCCGAGAGACUUUCAACAACGGAUCAAUUUUUGUGAAGGUCUGCUAUUAUUUAAUAUUUACGCACUUUGAUAAAUGUACAGUAAUUUAAUUGUCGGUGAAUUUCAUGCAGGACUCCUCGCGCAAUGUCGAGGUAAUUUACUUUUCCCGGACAUUAUUUUAUGGACCGAUGAAUCAACGUUCACCCCAAACGGUAUAUUCAACUCUAGAAAUUAUUUAUACUGGAGUGAAGAAAAUCCUCGCGUCGUUCGUGAGUGCGCGUUUCAAUAUCGCUGGUCCAUUAAUGUUUGGGCUGGAAUAAUCGGGAAUCAAGUGGUAAGUGUACAAAUAAAACAAUUUUUUUAAACUAAUGGGACUAAAGAUUUUCGUUUUAAAUUUUCAGAUCGGUCCGUAUUUCCUCCCGCCGCGUCUAAAUGGCGAAAUUUACGCGA